This is a messenger RNA of Antechinus flavipes (yellow-footed antechinus), 2206 nucleotides long. RefSeq names its product acidic nuclear phosphoprotein 32 family member A (gene ANP32A). Gene Ontology annotation, cellular component: perinuclear region of cytoplasm; nucleus. Gene Ontology annotation, molecular function: histone binding. The transcript has 7 exons. The coding region runs from base 88 to 831 and encodes 247 amino acids. Gene Ontology annotation, biological process: nucleocytoplasmic transport; regulation of apoptotic process. The record is from RefSeq and is a predicted model, not a curated record. Lineage: Eukaryota; Metazoa; Chordata; Mammalia; Dasyuromorphia; Dasyuridae.
CUAAAACGCGCUGCCGUGGGUUCGGGGUUUAUUGAUUGAAUACCGCCCAAGCGGGAGACUUCUGCAAAGAGGGAACGAGAGGUAGAAAUGGAGAAACGGAUUCGUUUAGAGCUGCGGAACAGGAAGCCCUCCGAUGUGAAAGAGCUCGUCCUGGACAACUGUCGGUCAUAUGAUGGUAAAAUUGAAGGCCUCACAGAUGAAUUUGAAGAACUGGAGUUCUUAAGUACAAUCAACGUAGGCCUCUCCUCAGUUGCAAACUUACCAAAGUUAAAUAAACUUAAGAAGCUUGAACUAAGUGAUAACAGAAUCUCCGGAGGACUGGAAGUAUUGGCAGAAAAGUGCCCGAACCUCACACAUCUAAAUCUAAGUGGAAACAAAAUUAAAGACCUCAGUACAAUAGACCCACUGAAAAAGUUAGAAAACCUCAAAAGCUUAGAUCUUUUUAAUUGUGAGGUAACUAACUUGAAUGACUACAGAGAAAAUGUAUUCAAACUCCUCCCCCAACUCACAUACCUUGAUGGCUAUGACCGGGAUGAGAAGGAGGCCCCUGACUCGGACGUCGAGGGCUAUGUGGAGGGACUGGAAGAUGAUGAGGAAGAUGAGGACGAGGAGGAGUAUGACGAAGAUGCUCAAGUAGUGGAGGAUGAAGAAGAUGAUGAUGAGGAAGAGGAAGGAGAAGAGGAAGAUGUCAGUGGAGAAGAAGAGGAGGAUGAGGAAGGUUACAAUGAUGGGGAAGUAGAUGAUGAAGAAGAUGAAGAUGAAGUUGGUGGAGAAGAAAAGGGACAAAAGAGAAAACGAGAACCCGAAGACGGGGGAGAUGAAGAUGACUAAAUGGAAUAACCUAUUUUGAAAAAUUCCUAUUGUGAUUUGACUGUUUUUACCCAUAUCCCCCCACCCCCAGCCCCGCCCCACCCCCACCCCUGAAACUUAUUUUUUUCUGAUUGUAAUGUUGCUGUGGGAAUGAGAGGGGAAAAGUGGAUUGGGUGGGGGGUGGGAAGGGGUGGAAUAAAGUACUAUUUUUACUGCCGCUCUUAAAUUUUUUUUCCUACUUUUUUUUGUGUCUGGUUUAGUCCCCGUAAAUGCAAGUAUAAACCAAGUGGUUAUUUCUGUUUCUUAUUCUGGGAGUAGAGAGUGUUGGCAUCCUUAUGUUUUACAAAUAUUGGUGGGUGACAUUUCCCCAGAUGGGCAGCAUCUGGGCUUGGGCUUGUCCCAUCAGGGCCGGGGGUGCAUAUGGAAUACCAGCCAUAUUAUAGGUGCUACUCUAGAUGGCACAGGCACAGUCACCCACCCACCCCUCCCCUAGCAGGGAGAGGCCACUACACUGAGCAGGUGAUGUCUUGUUUCUUGUUCCUGAGUGACUUGUCACUUUCAGCCAGGAGCUGCCCCUUUACCUCUUGGAAGAUCAGAAUCAUGUGUGUGGUUUGUAAACGGCAACCAAGGCAAUGAUUUAAUGAUGGGGGUUGGCUUGUUUUUUGGGGGGAAAGGGGGUGGCUGUGGUUUGAAGAGGUAUUUUCCUGGCCCUUCCACAAUCGUGUCUCUCUUUCCCUCUCUUUCCCCCUCCUCACCCCCCAAAUCCCAUGCUAGGUUCUGAUCUAUGAGAGGACUAAGCUGUCCCCAUUGUAUUGACUAGGGGAGGCGCCAGAAUGCUGAAAAUCACAGACAUUUGGAAAGUAUCCAAGGGUUCUCAAGUCCUCUGAGUUCUACGGGAAAUUAAUUUGACAAAUGUAAUUUAAAGAAAUAACAUUUUUUCCCCAACCCUUUUAAAAGAAGGGACAAAAACAAGGUGUGUACUGCUUGGUUUUGUAUUAUAUUAUGACACUCCAGCAUUUGGGGGGAAAAAAUGAGAGACUUCCACUUGUGCUUCUAUACUUUGAAAAUUUUUAUGAACCGAAGUGCAGGAGAUAGCACUGCAUGUAAUGUAGGGGUUUCUUUUUUCGUACACCCGAGCACGGAAAAACUAAUGCAAAAUUGUAUUUUCUUACCUAGUGGAAGUCGGAAAUGACUGCAAUUGCCUAGUGAAUGUACAGUUUUUCUUUCCUAUCCCUCUUUUGGAUCGCUUUAGAAGUGACUUGUUAUUUCCUAGUCAAUAUUUCAUCUGUAUAAAAGAACAUUUGCAACAGUUUCCCCCCCCCUCCCCUAAAAGAGCCAAACUUUGAGUUUUAUGUCUGUUUGUCAUUGAUAAAUUUCAAUAAAUCUUUUUAUACAA